AUGGAAGAUGCAAGCAAAAAAAUUGCAGUAAUUGACGAGCUUUCUAUCCAGAUUUACGACGAGGACCACACAAUGCUAAAUCCACUUCGUUGGGUGAUAUCUAAUAACUGGGUUGGAGAUGCCGUUGAGUUUUGCGGAUACACCAUUCCUCACCCAUCAGAAAGAAUCUCGCAUCUUAAUGUCCAACUUGAAGACAGGAACGCACAAUCUCCAAAGAAUGUACUAAAGAAGGUCUAUGAAGGACUAGAAUGUAUCGAAGUCAUAGCAGCCAAGCUGCUUGAGUCCAUAAAAGAAGUCGAAGGUAGCAUAUAA
Molecule: messenger RNA, 312 nt
Organism: Vittaforma corneae ATCC 50505
Lineage: Eukaryota; Fungi; Microsporidia; Nosematidae
Exons: 1
Coding region: 1-312 (103 amino acids)
Biological process (GO): DNA-templated transcription
Cellular component (GO): RNA polymerase I complex; RNA polymerase III complex
Molecular function (GO): protein dimerization activity; DNA-directed RNA polymerase activity
Source: RefSeq, a predicted model, not a curated record